This is a messenger RNA of Cariama cristata (Red-legged seriema), 279 nucleotides long. RefSeq names its product AN1-type zinc finger protein 5. NCBI's taxonomy places the organism in Eukaryota, Metazoa, Chordata, Aves, Cariamiformes, Cariamidae. Bases 1 to 279 code for a protein of 92 amino acids. The transcript has 3 exons. Gene Ontology annotation, molecular function: zinc ion binding. The record is from RefSeq and is a predicted model, not a curated record.
AUGCUUGUUACUCAACCAAGCCCAUCAGUUUCUCAGCCUAGUACUUCACAGAGUGAAGAGAGAGCUCCUGAACUGCCCAAACCAAAGAAGAACAGAUGUUUCAUGUGCAGAAAGAAGGUUGGCCUUACAGGAUUUGACUGCCGAUGUGGAAACUUAUUUUGUGGACUUCACCGUUAUUCUGACAAGCAUAACUGCCCGUAUGAUUACAAAGCAGAAGCUGCAGCAAAAAUCAGGAAAGAGAAUCCAGUUGUGGUGGCUGAAAAAAUCCAGAGAAUAUAA